AUGCCUUCAGCUUCACCACCAGCAAAAAGAAAAAAAAGAUCACGGUCAUCAUUGGUGGUCAGUACUCCCAAAGUGCCAAUGCAGCGUGGUUUGACUGGAAGGAGAACGAAAGCUACUGCACGAAAAAGGAUUGCUGAUUUUCGAGGGUGUAGUUUCUCUGUUGAGGGGUCCCCUAAGAAAGAAGAUUCCGCAGAAGAUCAUCCCUCAGGCUCAACCUCACCUGAUUCCUCAAACAAAAUUAGUCAACUUUUUGAAAACUUGUCCAUCUUCCUUAAAUCGAUGCAGGAUUGUUCCGGGGCAAAACCUUCUAGUGAACACAGGUCUAAUGAAGAUACAGAUGAUGUUGAAAUUAUGGAAGGGAAAGCAGAUUUGUGGACAUCCUUAAACUGUCUUGUCGAAGCAGCUAACAGAAAGUCAUUCAAGUUAAAUUCACAGGCAUCUCCAGCUUCUGUAUCUGAACCACAUAAUGGCCCUGAUCGUCACUUAUAUGCGCCUGAAAUAAAAGCUGGCCUUGAAUCCCCCAAUGUUCCUGAUGGAAAAUUGAGUAUUCAUAAAUAUAAAAGUAAGGAGCAUCGGCUGAAUUCAAAAGUCCUGGAUGAAAAGAAUGGGGCAAAUUUGAUUACAAAACUUGUGAAACGUAGAAGGUUGCAUGCAGAAGCACAAAAGAAGGCUUUAUAUCCCACAUCUUUAGGAUAG
Hibiscus syriacus is the source of this 696-nucleotide messenger RNA. RefSeq names its product E3 ubiquitin protein ligase DRIP2-like. Gene Ontology annotation, molecular function: ubiquitin-protein transferase activity. The transcript is spliced from 2 exons. Bases 1 to 696 code for a protein of 231 amino acids. The record is from RefSeq and is a predicted model, not a curated record. NCBI's taxonomy places the organism in Eukaryota, Viridiplantae, Streptophyta, Magnoliopsida, Malvales, Malvaceae.